Messenger RNA from Aedes aegypti (yellow fever mosquito), 1520 nucleotides. RefSeq names its product leucine-rich repeat transmembrane neuronal protein 3. Gene Ontology annotation, molecular function: protein binding. The record is from RefSeq and is a predicted model, not a curated record. Bases 97 to 1392 code for a protein of 431 amino acids. NCBI's taxonomy places the organism in Eukaryota, Metazoa, Arthropoda, Insecta, Diptera, Culicidae. The transcript is spliced from 2 exons.
UGCAAUAUCAGCUGAAUGGAUCGUGUUGAAUAGUUUGCCAGAUAGAGCCCAUCGAUCUCAGUUGUUCGUUUUCCGGCGAUAGAUUCAGAGCUUAAUAUGGCACUGUUCUGGUGUUUUAUCUUCCUUACUGUUUCGCUCGUUCGAGCUGAUGUUGUAAAACCUACUACAACAGCUCUACGAUGUCUGCACAGCCACUCGAAGAAAUGUACGAUUCCGAGGGUUGACCCAUACGACGACCUGAUACUCCCCGAUUUGUCGGGGAAGACUACGUUGCAGAUCAAGGGAGGUACCCUCUUCGCUUUUGAUGGGCAGCUUUGCGAAAAACUGGAAACCGUGAAUAGACUUCAAAUGGGCUCGCUACAGUUGAAGGUGCUUUGUCUGACGCCAGCACUUCGGGAAGUAUCUGCCGCGAACAACGAAAUCGAUACGUUGAAGAUUUCUGGAUCUCAGCACAAACUUGAACAUCUCGAUCUACGGUACAAUAAUUUGAAAACGUUGGAUGGCUGUGAAGUGCUGGUGAAUUUGGUCGAGGUACACCUCGAACACAAUAAAAUCGAAUCUCUAGAUUGGGCAGUGUUUGAAAACAUGAAGAAACUCGAAAAGUUGUACCUCAAUGGAAACAAGAUCAGUAACGUGGUGGCUGAGAAGAUAAUCGAACUGCCAGUUUUGGAAUACCUUUCUCUGGCAAGUAAUGAACUGACGAAUUUGGACGUGUCGAAUUGGAAAUUCGAAUCUCUUAUUGAGUUCGACAUCAGUUCGAAUCAUUUGUCCAAAAUAGCUAAUCUGCACGUACGCUUCCCCAGCUCGCAAGCCGUCUUCUUGGCCAACAAUCAGUGGUACUGUGAGUGGCUGCAAGACACUUGGGAACAUUUCAAUAGAACUUUUGUAACAAUCAAGGACCGGGAUGAGAACUGCGAAGGCAUCACAUCUUCAAACAUUUGCUGCAGACCGGAAAAAGACAUUAUUGUCGAGAACACUGGAUUGCUAGUCGAAUUGACAAAAGUUGAGAAAGAGCAAAAGACUUUGCAAUUGCGCUUGGAGUCGCAAUUCGAGGAACUGAGCAGAAAGCAUAAGGAGGAAUUGACGCGAUUGGAAGACAAGUUAAACAUGUUGAAUGCUGCGUCAUCGGUUGUGGCAAACGUCACAUCUGUUGACAGCGCUCAAUUCGGGUUCCAUAGUGAGAUGCUCAAGGAAAUGAACUCUCUAGCGCAUAAGAAACUAAGCGCUAUAUCCUCCCAGCUGGCAGAGAACGAGAGAGUGCAAGUUCGGCUUAUGUACACCACCUUGGAGCUGAAAAAGUCCAUCGAGCGGGGCCGGAAGUCGGUUUCGGGACUGCAAGCACAGCUCGACAAUCUGCGAAAAGAGCUCUACAGCAAAGCGAAGGGAGGUUAAUGAAUUUGUGCGGAACACUUUAGAUCCGAUUCAAUGAAGGAUUUGAGACACUUCGUUUAAACAGUUCUAACGGAAAGAUAUUGUUGAAAAUUUUUAAGAAUUUUCAAUAAAGAGAUUGAUAACACAUA